AUGCACCCCAGGUCACUACAUGUUGACCUCCUGCUGCUGGGUGUGCUCCUUUUGUGGGGACCCAGGGGGUCCAGGGGCCAGAAUGACACAGAGCCCAUCAUCCUGGAGGGGAAAUGCUUGGUAGUGUGUGACUCCACUCCUUCGUCUGAGCCAGCCGGUAACGCCCUGGGUAUGUCGGUCCGCUCCGGCUCGGGGCGAGUGGCCUUCUCCGCCAGCCGCCAGACCAACCACGAGCCCACAGACUUGAGCAACCGCACCAUGAUCAUCUACUUUGAUAAUAUUUUGGUGAACGUUGGCACUCAUUUCGACCAAGAGAGCAGUGUUUUCCUGGCACCAAGGAGAGGAGUGUACAGCUUCAACUUCCAUGUUGUGAAGGCCUACAACAGACAAACUAUCCAGGUCAGCCUGAUGUUGAACGGCUGGCCGAUGAUUUCAGCUUUCGCCGGGGACCAGGACGUGACCAGAGAGGCGGCCACCAACGCCGGUCUGGUGAUCAUGGAGAAGGGGGAUAAGGCCUAUCUCAGACUGGAGAGAGGCAACCUGAUGGGAGGCUGGAAGUACUCCACCUUCUCUGGAUUCCUGGUCUUCCCCUUGUGAGGAAGAUGGAUGGAGAGCAGGUUGAAGCGUUGUGUGGGUGAUAGGAGGAGAACUGGACGGAGCAGGAAGGGGGGAGAGACGGAAUGAAUGGACAUGAGGAGAGAAAAAAGUAGAUAGGUUUCAAUCUGCAACUCAAUACAAAGCGCAUGAAAAGUGUGUUUUAUGCAAAAUGCAGAGAUGAUUGUUAAAAUUAACCUAAUAUUCAAAUAAGAAAAA
Messenger RNA from Pleuronectes platessa (European plaice), 813 nucleotides. It is a transcript of the gene cbln12, whose product is annotated as cerebellin 12. Lineage: Eukaryota; Metazoa; Chordata; Actinopteri; Pleuronectiformes; Pleuronectidae. The record is from RefSeq and is a predicted model, not a curated record. Gene Ontology annotation, molecular function: protein binding. Gene Ontology annotation, cellular component: glutamatergic synapse; synaptic cleft.